CCUUCUCAGAAAGGCCGUUGUGAAUGAGGCCAUUAUAAAGUCCCCAGUGCCUAGCCCCUGAAUGUGAAGAUCGGAUCGCAACUCACUCAAAAGCUCGAUGCUAGCUGUGACACCCUUUACGUGUGUUUAAAGCCAGCGAUACGGACGUAUCAUGCUGGAGGAAGAGAACUGCUUCUUGGGACCGAGCUGGCUCAAGGCUUCCCGGUGGUGGAGGCCCGACACAAGUGCAGAGGCAGAGAGUGAGGGGGACUGUGACCCCGCGAAGCGAUGUUCUCGGUGGAUGGAAUUCAGAUGGGUUGCCGUUCUUGCUCAAAUUCAGGAAUUGCUGGAGGCACUGACCCUAUCUUUGCGUGCCCACAAUCGUCCCUACCUGGCCAACCUCCUCCCCUCCUCGUCCCUAACUUCUUUCUGCUUUUGAACUUCUCCCAACUCACUAUCGCGGGACCGAUUCCUCUUGCUUUUACAAAGAAUCGCCCAUUUCGAACCGGUAAGCCCAUCACCACCACCCUCACAUCGCCAUCGUAUCAUCUACCUUCUGCCUUCCACUGUCAGAGCUGCCGCCCUCCCGUCGUCAUUACGUCGCCAUCGCGGUCUCCGCGCUGGGUGGGCCUGCUCUGCGCUGGCGGCCUUUCCUCUGUACUCAGGCCCGACCGCGUGUUACAAGUUGGAUACCAACUAUCCCCUUCACCCUCUCUCCUAGGCCUUCUCUGUGCUGGAUCGCAAUCGCGCCUCCGCUGCAGGCUAGCGAUCGUGUGUGACGAGUUGGUAUCCAACUGUCCUUUCACCUUCUCUGCGCUUGGCCUUCGUGGUGCUGGGUCGCGAUAGCACCUCCUCUGCACUUGGGCGAUUGCGUCUGACGAGUCGGCGCCAUCCAACGAGUUGGUAUCCAACUGUUCUUUCACCUUCUCUACGCUUGGCCUGCUCCGUGCUGGGUCGCGAUAGCUCCUCCUCUGCACCCGAGCAUGAUCGCGCCUCCUCUGCACU
This is a messenger RNA of Canariomyces notabilis, 984 nucleotides long. RefSeq lists its product as uncharacterized. The coding region runs from base 268 to 825 and encodes 185 amino acids. The transcript has a single exon. Lineage: Eukaryota; Fungi; Ascomycota; Sordariomycetes; Sordariales; Chaetomiaceae. The record is from RefSeq and is a predicted model, not a curated record.